AUGCUCGUCCUCAUCACCGGCGCCACCGGCCACGUCGGCUUCCGCGUGCUCGUCUCCGCCCUCAACGCCGGAUACCGCGUCCGGGCCGCCGUGCGCAACCAGGCCAAAGCAGACGCCAUCCUGGCGGCGCCUUCCAUCCAAGCCAUCGCGCCGGGGGGCGGCGACCGGCUGACCUUCGUCUUCGUCCCCGAUCUCCUCGCCCCGGGCGCCUAUGACGACGCCGUCCGCGAUGUCGACUAUGUCAUCCACGUUGCGUCCCCGCUGGCGCGCGGUAUUGAGCCUGACCGCUACGAGGAGGAUCUCAUCCUGCCUGCUGUCCAGGGCACGGUGGGUAUCCUCUCUGCUGCUGCUGGCCGCAACGGAAACCGCGUCAAGCGCGUGGUCAUCACGUCUUCCAUCGCUGCUCUCGGGCUGGUAGCAGACACCUCCUCCUCAGACAGAGUGUUUGACGAGACGUCCAGAGCCGGUACCGACCCGGUCAUCGGCCCGCACAACACCGCUAUGGAGGCGUACGCAGCGUCCAAGAUCCGCGCGCUGGCCGCGACAGAGCAGUUCGUGCAGGACCACGGGCCAAAACUAACCUUUGACGUCGUCAACAUCCAUCCGUCCUUCGUGAUCGGGAAGAACGAGCUUGUCACGGAUCCAAAAGACAUCCUCAGGGGGUCAAACGUGUGGGCCUUUGCCCAGGUUCUCGGCCAGUCGCUCCCUGCGCCGGUGAUCGGACACACGGUGCAUCUCGACGACGUGGCGGAGAUCCACGUCCGCGCACUGAUGCUCGAUCUCCAGGGCAAGAAGGUGCAGAGUCUGGUGGCCACGUCGGGCGGGGUCGAUGGCACGGAGCUCAGCGACGCUAUUGCCAUCGUCAACAGACAUUUCCUGGAGGAGGUGAAGAGUGGCGUGCUGCCCAAUAACGGGACUGUGCAGACGCUUCGAAGGAAGAUUGAUGCGUCCAUGACAGAGAAGCGGUUGGGGAUGAAGUUCCGCUCGUAUGAGGAUCAGAUCCUCAGCGUGACGGAGCAUUAUCUCGAACUGGUGGAAAGGUCGACCUAG
Rasamsonia emersonii CBS 393.64 is the source of this 1050-nucleotide messenger RNA. RefSeq lists its product as uncharacterized. The coding region runs from base 1 to 1050 and encodes 349 amino acids. The transcript has a single exon. The record is from RefSeq and is a predicted model, not a curated record. Lineage: Eukaryota; Fungi; Ascomycota; Eurotiomycetes; Eurotiales; Trichocomaceae. Gene Ontology annotation, molecular function: oxidoreductase activity, acting on the CH-OH group of donors, NAD or NADP as acceptor.